Messenger RNA from Paramuricea clavata, 1113 nucleotides. Lineage: Eukaryota; Metazoa; Cnidaria; Anthozoa; Malacalcyonacea; Plexauridae. The record is from the annotation of a GenBank genome assembly.
AUGGUCGAACAGCGAAACAUCCAACAAGAAUUGCACGUAAUGGACGACAAAACUCUUGAUAAAUGUCUUUGUCAAUUUUACGCCGAAGUAAAAAAACAGGAAGUUGAAGACUACAGUAAAUCAACUUUAAAACACGGACUAGAGCGAUAUCUGAACUGUCCACCGUACAACAGAGGUUUCAGCAUGUCGUCCAACCCAGCAUUUAAAAUGUCAAACUCCGUGCUGAACGCCAAGAUAGUAUUCUUGAAGAAACAGGGAAAGGCGAAUAUUGUACACAAGCCCGUCUUGGAAGCUAAAGACCUCACAAAGCUAAAAAACAGCGACAUAUUGAAUGUGUCCACUCACCUUGGUCUUCUUAGAAACGUAUGGUUUCAUGUGUCUUCGUUUUGGUGUCGCAGUGGACGAGAAAGACAACGAAAGCUGACGAAGGACAGCUUUGUUUUUACCGAAGAUGCAAACGGGGGAGCAUUUGUUACUAUGGCUCACAGUGAAGGCUCAGAAAAUCAUCCUGGCGGUAUUCACGAUAACGAAAGCUUUGAAAAUUUGGGAAGGAUGUACAAGACCGAUGCAGAAAACGACGGCGUCUCAGCUCUGCAGCUAUUCAUUACCAAAUUGCAUCCUUCCUGCGAAGCAUUCUUUCAAUAUCCCAAGCGAAAGUGGAGUCCGGCUGACAGUGCUUGGUACGAGAACAAACCUCUUGGUGUAAACACGCUUGGUAAUAUGAUGAAAACUAUCAGCGAAGCAGCAUCUCUGUCGACAGUUUACACUAACCACUCCGUGAGAGAGACGUCUAUAAUAAUGUGGUCCAACGCCGGCUUAACAAAUCGCCAUAUAAUGGCAAUUUCAGAGCAUCGCAGCGAACAGUCUCUUGUCCACUACAAUCAGCGACCAUCGUCAGAUCAGUUGAAGCGUUCAAGCGAAGUUAUUUCCGGAGCUCUUGGCGACAAUACGGGGCAUAAUAAACCACUUAGGAAGAAACCUGCAGUCGGAAUAGUCUCACAAACCACCGUGACAAAAGCGACAACAAUUGCUUCUUCUGACCUUGGUUCUUCGUCACCUAGCGUCUCGUUGCAAGGAUUGCCUGAUUUCGGCGGAUGUUUAUCAACUGCUUAA